AUGUAUGUUAUUCUUGGAUACACAAAUGAGUUAUCCAAGUGUUUGCACAGAAGGGAUCAAGAUAUUCUUAAUGCAAUCUCCCUUGUUAAUGUGGCAAAGAACAAAAUGCAACAAUUGAGAUCUGAUGGUUGGGAUCACUUCCUUAAGAGGGUCACUUCUUUUUGCAUUAAACAUGAUGUUGAAGUUCCUGCUAUGGAUGGUGAUUAUGUGCCGUAUGGAAAACCAGCAAGGUAUGCCCGUGCCCAAAACCAAACAAAUGAUGACCAUUUUAGAAGAAAAGUAUAUAUUGGUGUCAUUGAUCAAAUUAGUCAAGAGCUUGAUAAUCAGUUUGAUGAGAUCAAUAUGGAGCUACUUUCUUGUAUGUCAGCCUUCAGUCUUUCCAAUUCAUUUGCUUCAUUUGAUGCACAGAAGGUAUGUAGAUUGACUGAAUUUUAUCCUAAGGACUUCUCCAACAAUGAUUUGCUAAAAUUUGAAUUGCAACUUGAUAAUUAUAUUGAUGACAUGCGACAAAAUGAUAGCCUCAAGGGUCUAGACAACACCGUUGAUCUCUCAGUUAAGCUUGUUCAAACACAGAGGCACAAAGUGUAUGAUAUAGUUUACUUGCUUUUCAAAUUGAUAUUGCUUUUACCAAUGGCAACAGCGAGUGUUGAAAGGGUAUGUUCUGCAUUGGUUAAAGUGAAAAUAAAGUCAAGGAAUAGGCUAGGUGAUAGUGUUUUGGAUGAUUGUCUAGUCACAUUCAUUGAGCGGGAUAUUUUCUUCCAAGUGAAUGAAGAUGAUAUAAUCAAGAUAUUCAUGUCAUUCAAAAAGCGGCGGGUGAACAAAGCAAAUAAGUAA
Messenger RNA from Setaria italica (foxtail millet), 834 nucleotides. RefSeq lists its product as uncharacterized. Lineage: Eukaryota; Viridiplantae; Streptophyta; Magnoliopsida; Poales; Poaceae. The coding region runs from base 1 to 834 and encodes 277 amino acids. The record is from RefSeq and is a predicted model, not a curated record. Gene Ontology annotation, molecular function: protein dimerization activity. The transcript has a single exon.